UUACGUGGCGAAUCCGACUUCCAAGCCUCUCCCUCUCUCUCAAUAGUAAACCACAACACCUGCCUCUCCCGCCUUCGCCGAGCUAACCGCCGCCCUUAUUUCACACUCCACCUAUAAUAAAUAUUUCUUUUUCUCCUCGUCCCUCUCUUUGGGUUUUGUCUCUCUGCUACUAAAAUUCUGUUCUUUCUUUCUUUAUCCGUCACAAUUGGUGGGAUGAUUAGGUAUGGGGAUUAGCUCAGGAUAAACCCAGGGUAUAUUCUGAACAUGGAUUUGUCUCCUUUCAAACAAGACAUUGACGAGCUUAUUCACGAGUUUGUUCAGAGUGAAUCAUCAACUUUGAAUGACACGAAGAGAAUAUGGUUGUCGAUGAAAUUCUCCUACAUUUACGAGGCCAGUCCUACAAACUUAGCUUUCUUUACGCAAUCGCUCUAUGCGCAUAUUAUUGGUCACAUUAUCAAUGUUGAUUCUUUAACUUGCAGACUUGGAGGGCUUUAUUGCCUCUAUGAAACUCAACCAUUCAAACCGCCUUUCAAGAUUUAUCUCCCACUUGGAGAAACGAAGAAACUUACAAGCCUAGUUUCUGAGGCAAAAGAAAUGGGUAUAAGAGUAGUGCCUACCUUGGUAAAAAGGAUGCUGGAAAAAUAUAUGUUUCUGUUUGGGCUUGUGGACUUAAAUGAAAGCUCGGUUAACGAGACGAUUAACAGUCUGACAAAAUUACAAGAUGCCUGAAUGCAAGUUGCAUAUGAGAAGUAGGUUCAGAUAUCUAUUGUUUACUAAUCUGUUUUGUUAUGUUUGUUAUGACUUUUGUUUUAACAUUUCUGUACGUCUUUGAUGGCUUCCUUUUUGCUAACAAGUUAUUUACCGAUACCGACAUUGAGCGAAGCAUUCACAUGGACUUGGCUAUGGAGGUUGACUUCGAUAAGAUAAAGAAAAUGUCCACAGAAAAUGCAGUGGCUAAGAGAAAAUCCAUCAAAGAGGUUGGAGAGGUGGUAGAUGUCCAGAACAUAAAGCAGAUAACGGAAUAUGAGAAACCUCUAAGUGAAAUAGUUAAGAAGAUAGAUGAGAGCUGGAACAACCAAAGAGAGGCGUUCCCGGAUUGAGUCACCAAAAACCAGCUGAAGAGGAACAACCGUUGCUGCUGCAGUUACAACCAAAUGAAAAUGAGGCCGACAACGACGGUGAUGAAUUUUAUCGUCUACUAUAUGAACAUGAUUGAAUCCUUUUCCUGGAGAAUUGAUUUUUAAUGCAGGGCAUCUGUAUCUGAUUUUUGUACAACAAACAGUAUCAGUGGUUGUUUUGCGU
This is a messenger RNA of Hibiscus syriacus, 1302 nucleotides long. RefSeq lists its product as uncharacterized. Gene Ontology annotation, biological process: snRNA transcription by RNA polymerase III; snRNA transcription by RNA polymerase II. The record is from RefSeq and is a predicted model, not a curated record. Gene Ontology annotation, molecular function: sequence-specific DNA binding. Gene Ontology annotation, cellular component: snRNA-activating protein complex. NCBI's taxonomy places the organism in Eukaryota, Viridiplantae, Streptophyta, Magnoliopsida, Malvales, Malvaceae. The coding region runs from base 265 to 729 and encodes 154 amino acids. The transcript is spliced from 6 exons.